This is a messenger RNA of Williopsis jadinii, 2807 nucleotides long. RefSeq names its product Aro80p (gene ARO80). NCBI's taxonomy places the organism in Eukaryota, Fungi, Ascomycota, Saccharomycetes, Phaffomycetales, Wickerhamomycetaceae. The transcript has a single exon. The record is from RefSeq and is a predicted model, not a curated record. Gene Ontology annotation, cellular component: nucleus. Gene Ontology annotation, biological process: DNA-templated transcription; aromatic amino acid catabolic process; positive regulation of transcription by RNA polymerase II. Gene Ontology annotation, molecular function: DNA-binding transcription factor activity, RNA polymerase II-specific; DNA binding; zinc ion binding. The coding region runs from base 31 to 2733 and encodes 900 amino acids.
AGUGGACGAGGAUUAGACAGCGAGGCCCGGAUGGAGGACGAUAAGAAGUUCCGGAGAAACUACAAAGCGUGCCUGAACUGUCGCACGAGGAAGGUGCGGUGCGAUUUGGGGCCUGUGGAGGCUCCUCACGACCCACCGUGUGCGCGUUGUAAGAGGGAGAGGAAAGAGUGUGUGUUUGCUGAUAGUCGUCGAGGAGGUUCGCACGUGCACAAGAAGGUUAAGACGGAUGGAUCAGUGCCAUUCCAUGCCCCUAAUGCGCUUCCGAUGCCCAUUGCUGGCAGAGGGACGAGCUCGCCAGAGCAGCACUCUCUUCAACACCACGAUGUGCUGUCACAGCAGCAGCAUCACCAGCAGCAGCACCAGCAGCCAUAUGGCUUGACCAGUUCACAGAUUCCAGGAGGGUUUCAAGGAUCUAUGGUGUUUCCGCCUGUUCUACAACCCCCUGUGAUCCAGCAGCCUCAGCCAAACGAGCCGUUGCCACCAUUGAAGAGGCUCAGUGAGCGAGUCAACUCAAACUCAACGCAAGCAUCCGACGAAUCUCAUACUCCUCAGAGAUCUGAGCUCAACACCAUGCAAGGUGCCCUUGUCUUCUUAGCCAGGGCAGCUGGUACAAUUGCAAGAGCCGAUGAUAGAGAUCACAUCAAUGGCCGAGAUAAGCAUGAGCAGUUUGAAACGGAACAACGUCCCACAAGUGCCACGGCUUCUGGCUCUGUUCGUGCCGAUGACAUCGCACCUUUGAUAAGACCUAAAGGGAACACUCCUCCUAGUAUGCCACCAGUGGAGAGGAUCUCUAACGUGCGGCCAAACCCUGCAAAAUCGCUCAACACGAUUGAAUACAUAGGGCCUGGGAAGAUGUUAACUGUGGCUGAAGCGGAACAGUUGAUCCACCUGUUCUUCUUAACUAUGCAUCCAUUCUUCCCGCAUAUACCUGAGCAAUUGCAGUCUCCAGAGGUGCUUGCCGGCUAUCCCAUCUUGUUAUGUGCCAUAUUGACAAUCUCAGCCCGGUAUCAUCCAUUUGAAGAUGACGAUGGCAAUAAGGUCAAUAAGAACUCGAGAAACAUACAACUGCACGAACGGUUAUGGAUUUACUGUCAAAGACUAAUAUCGCAGACGAUCUGGGCCGAAGCAUCCACUAGGUCCGUCGGCACGGUUCUUGCUUUCCUUCUGUUCACAGAGUGGAACCCAAGAGCCAUCCAUUGGAGAUGGUCCGAUUAUGCCAACGCACCGUCACUGUCCAAAGAGGGAACUCCUGAAUACCCUGGAAGCGACUUUGACGCAACAGAAGGCCUGACAGGGCUGAGUGCCAUGAGACGGUCGGACCGUAUGGCUUGGAUGCUGGUCGGCACCAGCGUGAGGCUGGCUCAAGACAUGGGCUUCAUAGACGGCUCCACCAAGAUCUUUGUAGCUACACAUAUUGCCGAGACCAAUACUGCAAUGAAUUUAGGACAGAGAAGCAUGCUGGCGCAAAGUUUGAGUGAAAUUGACCUGGACAAUGAAGACGAAGGUGAGGCUGUGGAUAACCGCAAGCAGUACCUCCACGAUGAGUUCAUACUCACCGUUGAUGAGGAGACAAUGAGACAGAGAUCGUUACAGAAGAAGAACCUCAAGUUCACCUUCAUGCAAAAGGCCAAGCUUGAAUUGUUGAAGAUCAUGUCACUUGCCUAUGAAACAGUUUACUGUGGUGUGCAUAGUCAGUCCAGCACAUCCAAUCUCCAGAACUUGACCGUUUUGACGGUACUGUCACCAUUGAUCGAGCAUUGGUUCAAGACCUAUAAGAAACUGCUGAAACCUUCGAAUCCAAAGAACUUCAACCAGCAUUGCAACUUGUCCUUAGCAGAAAAUCCCAAGCAUGUUCAGGAGCUCACCAAGCAAAUUGAUAAGGAAUCGCUAAUAUGUGAUUACUACUACUGUCAGUUGUACAUAUACUCGUUGGCUUUGAGCAUGGAUACACCAUUGAACAGCAGUUCGCAGGAUGCAAAGAGAUCUUUGACAAAUGUCCAUCUUGAUGAGAUAUCAAAAGCUGCAAAGUAUAUCGAGCUGGCGUAUAAUGCUGCGAAGGAGAUCCUGAAUGCGGCAGUUAGAAUCCAUAAAUUGAAGAUGCUGAAAUACAUGCCCGUUAGGUGGGUCACGCGUGUUGUUCGUUCCGUUGCCUUUAUAGUCAAAUGUUACUUGACUUUAACCAAUACCAACAAGCAAAACAAUGAGUCCAAUUCACAACAGGUGUCAACAUUGUUGACAUUGGGGAUUGUUCCUACGGAAGAUAUCCUUCAAACGAUUCAAAGAGCAGCAAUUGUCCUUAGAGAAGCUUCACCAGACGAGUUACAUCUCUGUACUAGGUACUCCACAAUUUUGAUGUAUCUAUGCUCAGAGAUGAAGUAUCGUUCGAAGUUGAUGGCCAAUCCACCAAACGUUACUCCCCUCGAUGCAUCAUCUGAUGAGGAGACUGCUCUGCAAGAGUCAAAUCAAAAUGACACACAAGUUCCUGUUGGUCCCUUACCAUUCGAUAAGCCUACACAGAUUCCCUUGUCGGCACAAGACGAUGCUCUUCCGUCAGACAGCUCGUCUACGUUUUACAUGGGAUAUCACCAGAUGAAGGACGUUGCCAGCGAUCAACAGGCACUCCCUGAUGCCGUUGUUGACUGGUUCAUGAAGAACGAUGAGGCAAUCGGAUUAGACUUUGUUGAACCGUGGACGGAGAUGAUAGAACAACACCUUGAUAAACAAAAGAACUGAGUCUCAGCACUGCGAAACCAUUCUAAUGGAAUAUUCUAUAAUUUGUUUAUAAAUUGUAAUCAUAUAACCAGUAA